Messenger RNA from Cucurbita maxima (winter squash), 1052 nucleotides. RefSeq lists its product as uncharacterized. The transcript has 6 exons. The record is from RefSeq and is a predicted model, not a curated record. Lineage: Eukaryota; Viridiplantae; Streptophyta; Magnoliopsida; Cucurbitales; Cucurbitaceae. The coding region runs from base 249 to 830 and encodes 193 amino acids.
AAAAAAGCAGUGGCAGAAAUUGUUCCGAUUAGCGCGAGUGGAUCACAAAAAUCCGCGCGCUUCGACUUUGUAGCGCAGAAUGAGAAGCAUUCCCUUUGCCGUUGUUGUCAACUACCUUACACCAACGAUUCUCAUCUCACCGCUAUGAACCUCUAAUCUUCACUAUCAAACUCUUCAAAACUGUACUCAAAGUUCUUGCCCUGUGAUCUUCUCUGCAAGUUUAAUCCCUCUCCUCGGUAGCGUUUUAGAUGGCAAUGAUUCUCAAAGGAGGAGGCGGAAUUGGAGUUUCAACUGCUACUUACUUUCCUCAGAAUUCCAAACCUUCCCCAGUAUUCUCGGUUCACACGGUACAUAAGCUUCUAGCUGAACGCAGAGUCAUAUGCUGCUCUACCUUGCAGGAAUCAUCUACCCCAACAGUUUCUGCGGAGCCAAAGGAGAUAAAGGCAGUUCAGAAGGAAGCUCCAGCAAAGCCCAAACCGCCAGCAAAAGCGCCAGUGAAGCCACUGCCUCAAAUGAUGGAGGAAGAUGUCAUACCUUCACUCAAAGCGAUACUUGAAGCACAAGCCGAUGUUGCUGAUAUCGAGUUAUCGUUCCAAGAUGACAGAUUGGAUGGUUCAUUCUCGAAAAAUGGAGUUCCCUACUCAUUUUGGGCUUUCUUCCCCAAUGGCCUCACAGGUCCAAAAGGGUUUUCACUAUCCUCAUAUGGCAACGGAGGAAGCUCUGUUGAGCCAUUUCUGGUGGAUGAGAAGAAAGUUACAGCAAAGCUUUUAGUUUUUUGGAUUGAGAAACGUUUGGCUGCACAAGGAAUUAUUCCUGUCUGGAAAGACUAAUCAACGAAAUUAUUAUUCUUUUCCUUUUUUUUUUUUUUUUUUUGGUGGGGAGCUUCUUUGCAAAUGAUGUAUAGCAUAAUUCUCCAUUCUAUUGCAUUGCUCCAACAAUGUCAACUGUUCCUAUGAAAUGUAUCAACUUUUUAGUCCACAACAUAAUCUUCUCCCUUGUUUACUAUUUAGGAGCUUAAUGUUACCUUGCAUAACAAAAUGUAAAUUCUACAU